AUGCCGAUCAUCUACAAGCGAUCCGAGUCGCCCGAGUUUGACCUUUCCGAUCCAAAGUACCACUCUGCUUCUUCUUCAAAGCAUGUCCUCGCACUGGAUGUAGAUGAACUGGACCUGUUGCCUCCCGUCGCGGUCGUGUCGACUGGUUCGAACGCGACGACCAAGAACCACGACCAUCAACGGCAAAGGGCGUCGUCGUCGUCUUCCGCUCCGAGGUCAACCCCGGCCAAGAGGAACUUGUCCCAGGCACCACCUCCCAAGAGAUUGAGGGUCCAGGAGGGGCACAUCUCUUAUGAUCGCGCGUCGACGUCGACGUCGAGAGGGCCCAUCAACGCGUCCCAGCACCACGCCCCGAGCGACCAUCCCCGACGACAAGCAGCACAACCGAGGCCAGCAUCCCGGGCCCCACCACCCAAGACGACGACGACGACCGUUUGCAAACGUUCACGACCCGCACCACCACCAUCACCUUUCUCCCGGCAGGUCACGAGUGACGAGCCUCCGUUUGGAAAGCAGCAGCAUGGCGCGCCAACGAGGCCUCAGCCGGGUAUGCCGACUCCAUCAACCUCGCCCCCUCCACGAGAUUAUCCAUUUCAGCGAACGGUGAAGCAGCCAUACCAGACAAAUCGUCAACAGCCACGGCCACGAUCAUCCCCCAGCGUCGAAAGGGCUCCCGUCGUUCAGGAUUUGCCCAGUCCCGACCACCCGCUUCGACCUCGUCGGGCGAUCCAUCCUCCCGACCGCGAGAUGAAGCUUCCGAUCGGACCAUCGAACCCGCGUCAGGAUCGUCAGGACCUUCAAAGAAUCACCUUUAUGAAUCAGGGAAUUGCCAAGGCCAACGCUUCACCCUCAGUUGAUGAGGUGUUCCCUCCACGGCGCGCUGUCGAGAAACAAGCUCGGCCGCCUACCGACGAUUUACCGAGAUCUGACCAGAAUAGCACCACUCAGCACCCUCGGAGGAACCCAAAACCUGCACCACGAACAAGCAGCGAGAUCGAGAGGAGUGCACCUGGGCCGCCGAGGAAAGAGGGCUUGAUGAGGCCCGCUUCGGUGCGCAAGGCCCAAGAACGUCGUACGACAGUCGUCGUCAGCGAAGAUCGACCCACACCACCACGACCGGCGCGAUCACUUUCUCGAGACCAACCCCAAGAUGACCUCAUUGAACAACGUGGCUACCCGUGUCGUCGUACGGACCCAGCCCCACUUCCUCGUCGGUCCCUCGAUACGCAAGCACCCCCACCCCCACCUCGUCCACCUCCUCAACCGCAAAGUCCCGCUUCACCACCCCCAAGACCCUCGAACCCGAGCCCGAGCCCAAAACCAUUUCCCAAAUUACAAUUCCCCAACGUCGAAACCUUCCUAGCGAACCUCCCCCUCCCUCUAGCGCACCUCACACCCACCGUCGCCGCGUUCGGAUGUUCGUCCCAAGCCGAUCUCUUGGCGCUUUCAGCUCGAUCGGAGGGUGGGGCCAAGGCGAGGAGGGUGAUGAUGGAUGAGUUGGAGAGGAGGGGGGAUCUGACGCCGUGGCAGAGGAUUGUGGUGGAGGCUGAGUUGGAGGUGUUGGGGGAACGGGCGGCGGACAGAUGA
Microbotryum saponariae is the source of this 1587-nucleotide messenger RNA. NCBI's taxonomy places the organism in Eukaryota, Fungi, Basidiomycota, Microbotryomycetes, Microbotryales, Microbotryaceae. The record is from the annotation of a GenBank genome assembly.